Penicillium soppii is the source of this 681-nucleotide messenger RNA. Its product is annotated as mitochondrial 54S ribosomal protein uL23m. Bases 1 to 681 code for a protein of 226 amino acids. The record is from RefSeq and is a predicted model, not a curated record. Gene Ontology annotation, cellular component: mitochondrial large ribosomal subunit; ribosome. Gene Ontology annotation, molecular function: structural constituent of ribosome. Lineage: Eukaryota; Fungi; Ascomycota; Eurotiomycetes; Eurotiales; Aspergillaceae. Gene Ontology annotation, biological process: mitochondrial translation. The transcript is spliced from 3 exons.
AUGGUCCGUCUCAGCAAUAUACAAGGCAAGGUCUUGCGCCGCCUGAAAGAACAAGCAGGCACGAAAGAAGUGAAGAAAUACAGAUCCACAGAGGUCGUCGGAAAGCCGGUGUACCUGCCUCAAUUCCGCAUCGCUCUCGUCCGAACCCCCAACCUCUCCUCGAAAUAUGCUCAAUUCCGCGUCCCCCUCAACUUCAACAAGUUCGAUCUCCGCAGCUACCUAUACAAUCUCUAUGGUGUCGCUGUCCUCGGUAUCCGCAGUUAUGUCCAGGCACAAGGACUCACACGCAUCACGCGCGACGGCAAGGGGUACGGCCCAUGGCGCCGACCUAAGUCGCAGAAGCGCAUGACUGUCGAGUUGAAAGAGCCUUUCGCGUGGCCCGAGGAGCCCAAGGAUCUCACCCCCUGGGAACACGAAGGCUGGGAGAAGGCCGAGCUCUGGCAGCAGCAGCAACAAGACAAGGAGAACCCGAAGCGCAACUCUGGCGAAGAGCCCGACCACGAGCUGCGCGCCGCCUACAAGGAGCAGGCUAAGGCUUUGCUCGAGAAGAAGGAGACCUGGAGACCAACCUGGAAGGCUGUGGGUCUUGAGCCCCAUGAGGCUGCGAAGAAGGCCAGCUACUUCCCUGCUACUACGCUGCCGGCUUGGUAUGCUAAGCAACGGAAAGGCGGGCCGAAAUAA